GAAAUCAUUUUUGUCAGUUUGUGUCGCAGAUAUAGCUGUAUUGAGCUUAAAGUAACAAUAUAUUUCUGUAUUUGAAAUAUUUUCGCAGUGUAACUGUAGUUCCUGUCAUACAUCAACAGGCUUAUCAUCCAUCUGUCAUCAUGACAAUAUAAGAAUUUGAGUUUUGUGGUUUACCACCCUGAAACACUUUAAUACUGCCGUCAAAUCAUUGUGGUAAAAGUCACUACCAAGACUGCCUGAAACUGCAUCGAGUAUUGGGACAACUAUAUUGGAUAUACUGAUAUAGGCUAUAUUUGUCAACUGUUUUGAAUAAUAUUAUCUCUGAUUUCGAAGAAUGAUAAUGAGGAAGCUUCAUAAUUUUUGGAUAUAUUUUGCUGCUUUUUCAACCAACUUUAUUUUAUUAACAAAUGGAGAACCACAGGCCAUAGGUUCAUGCAAUUUUGAAGAAACCAGCGUUAAAACAGGAAACAAUUUAUGUGGAUAUACCCAUGGAGCAAUUGAAAAUGAUGAUUUUUUUAAUUGGGAACUUGAAAGUGAUGGUGGCGGACAUUACAUGAAUGUUAAAACAGAAGAACAUUUCGUAGGGCAGAGAGCAAGAUUGUACAGCAUGGAAAUUGAUCAUGAGGGUACUCACUGCUACACGUUUCAAUAUCACAUGGAAGGUUGGAAUACAGGAAACAUGACAGCAGAUGAUGAUUACAACUCACUCAACGUUUAUAUAACAGACACUAAUACUCAUGAUCUACUCUUAUCUCCACCUGUUUGGCAAUCUACUCCAAAUGAGUAUGGCAGUGGCUGGACCACUGUUCAGCUUGCUUUGAGUCCAAAAGUUUACAGAGUAGUUUUUGAGGCAGAUAUUCAAGACAUAUCACCGGGAAUAAUUGCAUUGGAUAAUAUUGUUGUGAACACUGAAGCUUGUGAAAACGCUCCACAUUUCUUGAGAGUAACAAACAAAGAAGUCAAUGAAAAUCAAGACGUUACGCUUAAUUGCUUGUUAUGGGGCAAAAACCUCAAGUUGUCUGAAAAUUUCAGAAACCAGACGCCUACGAUAGAAAUGCAAAGAUCGAAUGGCGAUAGUUUUCAACCUAUUUCAAAGACAAAAUACAAUGACCACCUGAGCUUUUCUUUUAAGUUUACAAAAUUAACAAAAGAUACAGAAGGUGAAUACAGAUGCGUGUAAAACGUUACAUCAGUGGGCGUGUCUAAUUUUGCAAAGAUUUCUGUGAAAAUUCCCCCUGUCCCACAGCGUCCACCAGAUGUUAUUGAUCUCGGUUCAACUCAUCUUAAAAUUCGACUCAAUGGCGAAAGUUAUGUUGGUGACGAUCCAGUCAUUCAGACUAUUCUAAACUAUAGACCACUGAAUGGAUCGUGGUCAGAUGUGCAUGAAAUUGAUGGCACCGAGUAUCAUUUGUGGCAUCUCAUGCCUGACACAAAUUAUGAAUUGUCUGUCACAUUGGUAAGACCAGGCAUGGGUGGUGCCGGUAUACCUGGACCUGCCUUGCAUCAAAGAACCAAGUGCGGUGUUCCACUACGACCGGUUGAGAAAGUUAACCUUCGACCCAUUGCCUCGUCUGAAAUUGAAGUAUCUUGGAAGUAUCCUGAUUUCAGCGUCACGCAAUGUCAUUAUCAUUCAUACAUCAUAAGAUAUAGAAAAUAUAAUACGACUGAUGAAUUUCAAAAGAAAGAGAUAGCGGGUGACGUCAGUGCCGGGCUUGUCGAAGGACUCACUCCAUACACUGUCUAUGAAAUUAUGAUUGAGCUUGUGAACUCUGAGGGUUCUAUGGGAACUGGUCCUUACACAGCACAGACUGGAGAAGGAAAUCCUGGACCUGUGCCUAAAGAUUCGUUUGUUGUCACGGAAACAACUGAAACUACAAUUUCCUUGAAGUGGGAAGAACCUGAAGUCAUCAAUGGAGUAUUACAAAAAUAUGAGGUUGAAGUUAAUGCCAUAAGUUCUCUUCAACCUGAUUUCAAACCUCAAAGCUCUCAGCCAGAUCUUUACCAAGUAAAAGCCACGGAACACAAUCUUACAGUCGAUAAACUUAACCCUGGUACCACCUACACCAUUGUAAUCAGUGCCCUGACAUCAAAGGGAGAAGGUCCAGGUACAUCGGUUUUAGCGUCGACUAAAAUUUCAGCCCCAAAAAUGCCUAUUUAUCCAUCACCUACUCCAGACAAUGGGUCAUCAAGUACUCCAACAACAAUAGAAAUUGAGAUCAAGCCUGCUGAAGCCUAUGGUGCUCCCAUAUCAAAUUAUUAUAUCGUUAUAGAAGAGAUACCAGAUUCGUCUGCAGGGGAACCGACAUCUGAUGAACAGAGUAUGCCACGCACUAGGAAUGGAAAAUCACGUUCUGGCAGAAGACGUAAAAAUGGAAAGCGGCGGCAGAAAAGACAAACAGUUGUUUCAACAGGAGAUGCUAAUAGCGCUUGUCAUUCUAAACCGAUUUCAUUCGAAGAAUCUAAAAGACAAAAUAAAACUUUUUACUUUGGUGGAAAACUUGAACCUGAAAGCAUCACAGAGGGCACUAAAUUUGUUGUUGGAGGGGGCAGUGAUUCUAACGGAUUCUCUAACCCUCCACUCGACCCCAACAAGAAAUACAACAUCUAUGUUCGAGUCGAAAGCAAGAUUGGAAACGAGACUCGCGUCAAUUGUGCACUGGUGGCAGUCAAAGCGAGCGUACCUCCUACCACUACAACACCAACUACUACCACACUACCACCAGUUGUAAGCGUUUCUGAAGUCGUUAAAACAGAUCCAGAGGUGGAGACAAUUACUCCAGAUGAGCCUAAUCCUGAUCCCCAAACUGCUAUGAUUACUUGGGCUUCUGUAGCUGCAGGUGUUGGACUCUUAAUAAUCAUUGUGAUCAUUGUUCUAUUUAUGUUGUUCGUAAAAGGUGCAAGGAAAAAAUCGAAUCAUAACAAUGAAGUUGUCAAUCCAUUCGAAGUUCGAAUGAUGAUGACAGAUGUACCAGCGACCGCUAACGGACAUUCGAUUCCUCGAUCAGGAACUGGCGAUAGACAAGCUCUCAUGAUGCCUGAUGUCGUUGAUUUUGAAAAUCAUGAUUUCAUGGAAAAGACGUUGGAUGCAAGCGGUACCCAUACUGGGACUUUCAGGUCUGGGUCGACCCCUCUUGUCGAAGAGAGACCCGCAUUACGAGUAGACGAUUUCCACAUUCACGUCAAUGAAAUGAAUCGCCAGAAUAAGUACGGAUUUCAUGAAGAAUUUACUUCGUUUAGAGAAGGCCAAACUUCAUCCUGGGAUGUUGGAAAAAGGGAGGAAAACAGGACCAAAAAUCGCUAUGGCAACAUCAUGGCAUAUGAUCAUAGUCGAGUCGCGCUUCAGCCAAUCAAAAGUCAGGAUGAUCAAAUCACCACCGAUUACAUUAACGCAAGCUAUGUACAUGGUUAUAAAAGUCCAUCUAUGUAUAUAGCGGCUCAAGCACCGUUACCAGAUACAGUAGAUGAUUUCUGGUUGAUGAUUUGGCAAGAGAAAUCACCAGUGAUUGUAAUGGUGACCAACUUAGUUGAGAUUGGCAAAAAGAAGUGUCAUAAAUAUUGGCCUGAAGAAACAGCUCAAUAUGGAUCCAUCAAAGUAUCACAGACUCAUGUAGAAGAAUUAUGUGAUUAUACGAUACGAACUUUUGUUAUACAACAGUAUGAUGGAUAUGAUGCCAGAGAAGUAAAACAAUUUCAUUUCACUGCAUGGCCCGAUCAUGGUGUGCCUACUCGUCCAACAAAUAUUUUGUCAUUUAUAAGAAGAGUGAAAUCAUACGAAAUGCCAGGUCAAGGCCCCAGUACUAUCCAUUGUAGUGCUGGGUCCGGGCGAACCGGAUGUUUUAUUGUCAUCGACAUGAUGUUGGAUAUGGCGCGGGACGAGGGUGUCAUUGACAUUUACAAUACUGUGACGGACUUACGUAGCAGACGUGUCAACAUGGUACAAACAGAAGAACAAUAUAUUUUUAUUCACGAAGCGGUUCUGGAAGCUUUACUCUGUGGCGAUACGCUCGUUGCUGCGUCAGACUUGAGACAACAUUACGAUGAUUUAAUAACUGUAGAUCAACAAACUCAAAUUGCACCAGUACAAGAAGAAUUUGAGACACUGAAUGUCAUGACGCCGAAAUUAAAAGACGAGGAAUGUGAAGUGGCAAGGUUACCGAGAAAUCGUGAACGAAACAGAUAUAUGGAUGUCUUGCCGUCAGACAGAUUAAUGCCGUAUCUUGUAACACCACAUCCCACUGAUCCUGACUCGAAUUAUAUAAACGCCAUAUUUACAGAUAGUUACGCAAAAAGAAACGCCUUCAUUGUGACCCAAACUCCCCUGCCAAACACAGUCAUUGAUUUCUGGAGAUUGGUUUAUGACUAUAAUUGUACUUCUGUUAUUAUGAUGGAUGAUCUCGGAGGACAAGAACCAACUUGCUGUCAAUAUUGGCCAGACAACGGAACUGCUGUAUUCGGAUCUUUUACUGUUGAAUUAAGUCAAAUAGAAGAUGAAGUUGAUUUUACGACGAGAAUAUUGAAAAUACAGAAUAUGAAUAGACCAAAUGAAGCUCCAAGAAUGGUUAAACAGUUCCAACUGACCAAUUGGCCAGAGAACCAGCCAGUGCCAUAUACAAGAAAUGCUGUGUUGAGGGUGAUUCAACUGGUAACAAAAUGGCAAACAGAAAACAAUACUCCUAUUGCUUCUACGAAAGAUGAAGGAAGAAUGCUGGUUCAUUGUCUAGCCGGCGCUGGAAGGAGCGGUACAUUCGUAGCAUGUUAUAAUAUGUGCAUGCAAUUACGACAAGAAUUUGCAGUCGAUGUUUUUAAUAUUGUUCAACGAUUAAGAAACAUUCGUCCGCAGCUUGUUGAAACACUGGAACAAUACAGAUUCUGUUAUGAAGUCGGAUGGGAUUUCGCUGACCAGUGAUCUACUUUUAAAAACUGCCACUGCAUGGCCAUGACAAAAUUAAGUUCGGCCAAAUAUACGCUAUUGAUAUAUCAAGCUUGACCAGAAGUAGUUCAUUGGGUUCUUUGUGGAGAAACAAGCCACCAUCAUCACUCAAAUUCAAAUACAACUCACUCCAAUCAGUAACUUUAUUAGACGAGACCCCCCGACUAAAACAUUUUUUUCAUUUUUAAUCAUUUUUUGCUUUUUUGGUGCUUUAAUUUGCAGUUUCUUUAUUUUCUCUUAUUAAUAUUAUUAUCUGAUGCUGUUAAAUCAUCAAUUUUUCAUGAUUUUUUUUUCUAAUUUUUUUUGUUGUAAAAACGUCUCACAUCAUGUUUAGGGUUGGCUUUGGAUGAACUACCGGUAGUACUUUUGUACUUUUGAUGCAUGUAAUGCAGAAAGUAUAAUAAUUUAAAAUUAUUAUUAAAAACUGGUAGUAUGGACUUCUAUCGUCUUUCCUAUUGUAUGUAAUGCAAAAGAAUAUCCAAUUAUGUGUGUAUGAUAGAAAAUGAUAAUUGUUUUGAGAAUUGAUUUUAUUACAUCUGUGAAAUUUUUCUAAGUGAAAUUGAUACGUUAAAAAUUUCAAAAUUGGAUUUAAUAUUCACUUGAAAUUUUAGUUACUAAUUGUUCGAUCAUCUGCGCUCAUUUCAUUUUGAUGAUUUUUUAAAAAUUCGUUAUGGAGUUCACAAAUAUACUGGAUUAUGUAGGUAAUUAUAAUAACUAUGCGUUUCUGGAAAAUCUAUGCUGAAAUAGAAAAUUUAACCCAUUAAGCAGAUUUUUUUGACCUUUGACGGCAGUCAACUAAAGAAUGUGAUAACCCGACCAAGCUUCCAUUUAUAGUUAUCGUAAAUGCUGAUCCGUCCUAGCUUUUUUCAAUAUUAUUUUAUGUUUACUUGAAUCAAAUAAUCAAUAAUGGAUUUCUAAAUGAAAUUGGUUUACAUUAUAACUUAAUACUUCCAAAAUGAGAGCAGAGCGUUCCUACGAUCUCAGUUCAUUUGAAUACUGUGAAAUACCAGUGGUUUUACUACCUUUUUUCAUUUAAAAUUUUAUUAAAAAUAAAUGAAUUUGAAUAAAAUUUGUGAUUAAAAUAUUGUAAUUUUUCCAAUUUAAUGAACAUUCAAAUCCGCGCCUAAAGAUUUUGCUCAGAUUCAUUGGUUACGUAGAUUCAUAAGUUCUUAAUGGAGCGCUGAUACUAGUCACCAUGUUAUUCAUUGUGCUCUAUUUUUCUUUUUUUGAAUAUUCGCAUCUUUCUUUAAAUUUAACGCAUUUUCUGUACCUCUUUUAAUUCGUAAUUUGCUUUUAAUUUAAUUUUUGGUGCUAAUCUGAAAGUCAAACCGCUGCACUAUAUUAAUUUUAGUUUUUUUUUUUUGUGUAAACGUUUUUGUGAUUUUUCAAAGUAGUAAUUCUUAAGGUUUUUACGCUUUAAAAAAAAAUGUAUGUGAACUUUCAUGCAUUUUAAAGUAGAUACCAUAAAGCAUGGAUGGAAAGAAAAUUUGUUACGAUAAUUCAUGAAACUUUUUGUGUGAAAUAUCAUUAUGAAAUUUCCAUUAAAAAUUGGACUAUAUUAUGUAUUUUGCCUAGAUAUUUUAAUUUGUGCUAUCCUGAUAGUAUUCAGGGAUUCUCAAAACAAAUCGAAUUUUUGAAGUGUUCGAAAAUAGUUAUAUUUGAUAUGGUUAAUUUAUGAUUUCAGCAGCAAGUUUUCAUCAUAAUAUUUUGAUAAAAAAAAUUAUCAUUUUGAGAUAUUGAAAACCUAACAGUCAGACUGAAUAGACUUGAAAUAAAUUCUGAUGAAGGCAGGGAAGAAAAAUUUAUGUAAAUUCCACCGCACAAUUAUUUUCAUUUGAAAUAUUUUACAUAUUCGAAAAAAAGUUUUCUAAUUGUCUUCGCAAGAGUGAUUUAUGCGAUGUUGGGUAUUUCUGAUAUCAUCCAGAAUAUUUUUGGUCAAUGACAACAUUUUUACUGAUGCAAAACUUAAAUUGUGCACUUAAAUUGAACUGAUAUAUAUAUAUGGCACUUUUGUAUGUGACCAAUCUGUUUUUAAAUGGACCAAAUUUAUUAUUUUUGAUAGUCAUCUAAAUAUUGUUGCCAAAUUUGGAACAAAAAAAUGAAUUUCAUUGCCUUUUUAAUGGCUUAUAUUUGUGCACAAUAACAUUCUAUAGAACGUUUUUGCACUAUUGCUAAAUGUAAUGUUCAAUUUUUAUUGAAACCUUUCCUCGAAAAUAUUCAUCUGAACUGAUUUGAUAUUUGUACGUUUCAUAUAGAAUAUCGUUCAUUGUUACUUUUUAUCCCGUAAAAAGACGAAAAACAUUUACAGUUACAUUAUUGAUUCAUGUAACAUCUUAAAUUAAAUUCGUAAAUUUAGUUUUCGUGUACAAAUUUUAAAAUUGGUAUCAACUAAAUUAAAUAUCGAUAAAAUGAUAUAUUUAUUUGUAGAACAUAUUCAAUAUUAGAUUUAUGGUCAAAAGCAUUUUAAAUCUUAUUUCCAGCACAAUUCUUUGUAUAUCUUGCUCAAGUGGUCGAGUUCAAAUAUAAUGAGCUUUUGCACUAUGAUUUGUUUGUUUCACUCGUAUAUAUGUAGUUUGGCACUAAUUUAUGUUUAUUGUUCUCUUACUGUUUGGUUGAAAGACAAAUACCCCAACCUGACAAUCUUGAAAUGUGGGGGGGUUAUCUUUUCUUAUUAGCUGAAUGUAAUUUUUUUUUCAGUAAUGUCACAUAUUUGUUGCUGUUUUGUUGCAAUUUUUAGUAAAUAGUAAUAAACUUACUACUGAGAAGUCAA
Styela clava is the source of this 7700-nucleotide messenger RNA. The record is from RefSeq and is a predicted model, not a curated record. NCBI's taxonomy places the organism in Eukaryota, Metazoa, Chordata, Ascidiacea, Stolidobranchia, Styelidae.